AAAAAAAGGAGAGGCCUUCGUAGCUCAACAGGAGGAGUUAAAUUGAAAGAUACAGGAGCAUGUAUCAAUCUCGAUCAUGAAGAUGAAGAGCAUAUUGAUGGUGGAAGCAAAAUGAUCGAUGAUGAUACUAACAGAGAUAAAGAUGCUUGUAUUGAAAAAGGAUUGAAAAAGAAAGCUAUCACUAAGAAAAAGAAACCUUCUAACAUUGAGAAUGCUAUACCUUUGUCAACUGUGAUGGAAGGAAAGAAGGGGAAUAAGUCUUCUUCUUCACAUGCUAUUGUUUUGCCAGCUAAGAAGAGAAAGUUGGAUGAAAAUGAAGGUCUUAAAGUGAAGAAAGUGAAGGCAAAUAAGGAUAAGAACAUUGUGAUUCAUAGGCAAGAAUCUGCAAUCAUAGAUAGUGAUGUACAUAUGGUGCAACGAGGAUUUAAAACACGUUGCAGGCCAUUUCAUUUAGUAGAGAUGAUUAAAACUUUUUCAGAUGAUCAAAUCAAGGUUGUUAAAGAAAUUGGCUUUGGAGGUUUGUUAUCUUUGAAGGUUAAAUGGAGGUCUCAUUUUGGUCUUAUGGGUGAGAAUGAUCAGAUUCCUUUGGGUUUUUUGGAAUCUAAGAUCCCUUUACUAGUAGAUGGUGGGGAAGAAUUCAGACAGCUUUUUAUCAUGCAUGCUUUUUCAAGUUUUUUAGCACCUACGUCCAACAGAACUGUGGAUUUGAGAAUUGUAAAAUGUUUGGUUGAUGUUAAUCAAAUAAGAAUUUAUAAUUGGUCAAAAUAUGUCUUAGAUAGACUUUGUGAAGCUGUGAAGAGCUACAAAGAAGGAAAUAUAGAAUGGUUUUGUGGUUGUGUUUUGAUGUUAGAGAUUAUCUAUUUUCAUCGAUUGAGGUUUAGGAAUGUUGUGUUAAAUUCUACAAUACCUUUAAUUCAACAUUGGACUGAUGUGGAUAUAAGAGAUAGAAUUAGAAAUGAAAAGUUGUCCAAGGGUUUUGGGUGUGGAAUUCUUGAGUUUGAUACAUAUCCAGUGAGUGAGAAGUUGCAAUUUGAGGAUGGACAAGUUGUUUGUAAUCAAUUCAAGGAAGCUCCUGUGAAUCAAACUUCUGGAAAAGAAUCUGUUGUUUAUGAAGGUGUCCGUAGCAAUGUUAAGGGUGUUAUUCAGUUUGAGCUACCUGCCAGUUCAAUGUCUAAUGAGGAAAUCCGUUCAAUUGCUAUUGAUGAAGUUUAUGAGAAGUUUUUGCUCAUGAAAAGAGAUUUAGAAGUGGUAUCUAACUUCUACAUGAAUGAGUUGAAAGUGUUAUUUCAGACUCGUAAAUCUAAUGAUGCUUCAACUUCAACACCUCCAAUGUCCCAAACUGAUUUAUUCUUUAUGAAUCCUCGUGUUCAUGAAAUUGUUGAUGAGAUUGUGUCUCUUGUAAAUUGGGUAAGCAAAGUGCCUAAUGGUUUGGAUGAUGAUGAUAUUGAUGAUAAUGGUGCACCUGCAAAAGAGAUUAAUGUUGUAGUUGGUGAGGUUCCAAGGAUAGGUUUUGAGCAUGUUUUGAGUAAUGGAAAAUCUAAAUGCUCCCUUGCUAUGGAUGUUAGUCUCUUUGGUGAUAAAGUUACAUAUGUAACUGAAUAUAUGAAGUCAAGUAAUAAGGAUAUGAAGGUUUUGGAUGCAGUUGUCCAGGAACUUGUUGACUACUGCAUUAGUGAUUAUCAUGGUUUCGAUCUCAAUGAGGUGUUGGUAUCUUUUGGCAAACCAUUUGAGAUUACAAGGAAUGAAUUCCUUUCAUUAGGUGCACCGGCUAUUGCUAUAUCUUCUGUUAUUAUUGAUUGUUGGGCUAUGUUGCUUAAUGAAAACCAGAAGAGUAGUGCACAUGGACCUCAAAAACUAUAUUUUGGUGUUUCUCAAAGUGCUUUUUUACUGAAAGUUGCAAACACAGAUAGUAACACACAAGACAUUGACAAGCUAUUUGACAUUUGGUCAAGAUGGUUGUUCAUUCCUUGCAAUGAUUUUGAUAUUGCAAAUGUUGAGUUGAUAUUUGUUCCUAUACUCUUGAAUGAGCACUUUUUCCUAAUUGUUGUGAAUUUGAAGGAAGAAAAGCUUCAGUUCAUAGAUAAUAUGAGUUAUGAUACAAAGUACAUGAGUGAGGUUGAGAAGUUCUCUGAUGUUCUGAGUGAUAUGCUGAGUACUUUUCUUGAUCAACGCCUUCCUCAAAGUAAUGACUCAGUGAAGAACAUGAUUGAGUAUACUUUGGAGUCACCUUCUGUAAAUUGGAAGUCUGGAAAACAGAAGAAUAAUGAUAGUGGCAUUUAUACUAUGGUCAGCAUGCUUUACUUUGAUGGAGCUGAUGUGUUCGACUGCAAUGUUUUGAAAACGGUUUCAACUAGACGGACAUUGAGAGCUCAGAUUGCUGCUACUCUGGUAUUAUCUGAUAUGAACAUUGUCAGAGAUGAAGUUCUUGAAAAGCUAUCUGAAUUCAGAUUAAUAAGGAGUCAAGUUGCAAAAGAUGUUUUUGAUGGGAUUAAGAAGAAAACAAAGCAAGGUAAAAAGGAAAAGAAAGUAUAGGCAGACUAACGAAUAUGUGGAUGAAGUUUUUUGCUCGAAAGUAUUUGUAUUUUGCACAGAAGUAGGAAAUCUAAUGUAAUGAUGUAGUUUGCAUCAACAAAUGGAUAAUCUGACAAAAUUGUAUAAGUGUUAAUAUAGAACAAUAUGAUAUGAUUCCAGUUCAUACAAAGCUUUUGAAUUGGUGGUAUUGGUAGUUCUUUUGAUAUGUAAUCUUUAAUUGACAUUCAAGAAGUUUAGUGAAAUAUAUAUUAGUUAUAAAUUUGGCGCCUAUGUUAUAAAAAAAUGGUACCUAUGUUAUUUAAAAAGGUUUCUAUAUGAUAAGGUCACUAUGUAUUUAAAAAGGUAUCUAUGUUAUUUAAAAGGUUUCUAUAUUAUAAGGUCACUAUGUAUUUAAAAUGUUAUUAGUUCAAUGUGUUAUAUAUAAUUAAGUUAUAAUGCAAAAUUAUCACCAUAUUCAUUAUUAUAUUUUGUAUACAUAUGUGACAAGUUUUCAAAGGACCUAUGAUAAAUAUGUACCUAAAAAUGUCUAACUUUUUUUUAUCUCUUAAAAAAGAAAAAAAAACUUGAAAAAGGAUAUUAUAUUACUUUUUAUAGUCAUUAUGUAAGUAAAAUGGCAUUAUAUGAGGUAAAAAUUUCCAAUUACUAUGCGAUGCAAAAGGAUCACUAUGAGAUGCAAGAGCGUUACUAUGUGAUAAAAAAGAUUUCUAUAAUAAUCUGUCUCUAUUUAAAUAAAAGGUCACUAUGUAAGGUAAAAGUGUCGUAUUUAUAUUAAUCUAUUCUUAAGCUAUUCAUUUAGUAUAUCAAU
This is a messenger RNA of Chenopodium quinoa (quinoa), 3337 nucleotides long. RefSeq lists its product as uncharacterized. Gene Ontology annotation, molecular function: cysteine-type peptidase activity. NCBI's taxonomy places the organism in Eukaryota, Viridiplantae, Streptophyta, Magnoliopsida, Caryophyllales, Amaranthaceae. The transcript is spliced from 10 exons. Gene Ontology annotation, biological process: proteolysis. Bases 112 to 2532 code for a protein of 806 amino acids. The record is from RefSeq and is a predicted model, not a curated record.